CGUUCAGUUAACGCGCAUGCGCAGCUGGCCGGGGCGGGUAGAGGGACCGUACGUGCGGCACAGCUGAGUUGGGUCGUGACGUCACGGCGGCUGUAGGACUAGUCGGAACAGUGUUGAACAUAAACAAUAAGGAGCGCGGGCGGGCGGUAGAAACAGGACGAUCCGCACAGCGCCGAGUGGGAAGAAGGCGGUCGUGGUGGAAAAAAAAAAACAACAACAAAUCCUCUGUAGCAGUGAGUGGGACGACGGCGCCUACACCCGGGUCAUGGAGAGCCCUUUCACUCUACGGGUGAGCGUGUCCUCCGACCAAGGCGGCAGGAAGUACAUGGAGGACGUCACCCAGAUCUUAGUGGAGCCGGAGCCCGGGGAGGGCGAGCUGUCCUGGGAAGAGGAGGAAGACGAUGAAGCGGACUCUCCACAGCGGACUCCAGCCCCCAGCCGGGCGUCCCAGGCCAAGAGCGGCCAGUGCGUGGGCUUUUUCGCCGUCUUCGAUGGGCACGGGGGACGGGAAGCCGCGCACUUCGCCAGGGACCACUUAUGGGGCUUCAUCAGGAAGCAGAAGGGCUUCAUGUCCCGGGACCCGCAGGAAGUGUGUGCGGCCAUCCGCAAGGGCUUCAUAGCCUGCCACCAUGCCAUGUGGAAGACACUGCCUGAAUGGCCAAAAACGAUGACUGGUCUCCCUAGCACAUCAGGAACUACCGCUAGCGUCAUUAUUAUUCGUGGAAAUAAGCUAUACGUGGCCCACGUUGGAGAUUCUGGUGUUGUAGUUGGCUUGCAGAACAGUCCUAAAGAGAUGUUGAAGGCCCUAGAAGUGACGCAAGAUCACAAACCUGAGCUACCCAGAGAAAGGGAGAGAAUUGAAGGCCUCGGUGGCAGUGUAAUUAAUAAAUCUGGAGUCAAUAGGGUUGUGUGGAAAAGACCACGUUUGACACACAAUGGACCUGUGAGGAGAAGUACAGUAAUAGAUCAGAUUCCUUUCCUUGCUGUAGCUCGGGCGCUUGGUGACCUAUGGAGUUAUGAUUUCUACAGUGGAGAGUUUGUCGUAUCUCCAGAGCCAGACACAAGUGUGCAUACCAUUGAUCCACAGAAACACAAGUUUAUCAUUAUUGGCAGUGAUGGUCUUUGGAACAUGGUGUCGGCAGAAGAUGCCGUUUCACUGUGCCAGGAGCAAGAGAAGCUAUAUCUUAAUGGAGAGAGUGGACAGUCCUUUGCAAAACUGCUUGUAAGCCGUGCACUCACCCAAUGGAGACACCGCAUGCUACGAGCGGACAACACUAGUGCCAUUGUCAUUUGUAUCUCCCCUCAAUCAGAAAAGCAGAGAUGCUGUUUUAAUGAUGAAGUAUUUAUUAACUUAUCUGACAGUACACACUACAACAGCCAGGACAUGAACCUCAUGUCAACAUCUCCAUGUUCUACACCACCAAUUAAGUUUCUGGAGGAUGAUCCAUGGUGGAGGCUUUCACUUUCUGAGACUCUUCCAUCUCUUAUCCGCCGAAAUGCCUUCUCUGAUGGUUGUAGCAAGUGGGGCUCAGAGUCGGGCAAAUCGAAAGCCCUUACUGCACCCUCCCCCCAUUCUCUAGGUGAUUCAGGAAAACCUGAAGAAAACGGCAGCCAUUCUCAAUGGGCGAGUAGCUCUUCCAGCAUCUCCCCUGUGUGUCUUUUUCCUGGGACCUCAUCAAGUGUUGGUGCAAAGGCCUCUAAAACACCAGGUGGCAAUACUCCCAAAACUGCCAUGGAAAAAUUGGCAUUAAAACGGACAUUGGAAGAGUCCAAUAGUGGGCCUGCUGUGAAAAAGCCAAGGAGGACCUUUACCAGAAGUGGAGGAGUAACAGAGAGUGCCUCUGCUACCCCAAAAAGGAGGAGUGCAGACAGGGUCAUAAUGAGACGCAGUCUUAGAGGCCAGAAGAAACUUGGACAUCCAUUACUACACCAGCCACGUAAAAGUAUAUGUGUGUGCUAAAUGCUCUGCUGUCUUGUCUGGUUUUUAUAGUUUAUUGACUCCUUUUUAAUUUUGAGGGUGUUUUUAAUGCAAUACAUUGUCCUCCAGUUUUCUGUCAACCAGCACUUCACAUUCAAGACUUUACCUGACUCAGUGAGUUAAUUCUGCACAAUACGACAUACUUGGUCUACUUCCAACUGCAGGUUUAUGGACCACCCAGCCUGUAGAUAGGUGCUAUGACUAAGGUGUUAUUUCUAUUUUUAGUAAUAUUAUAAUUUUUUUUUUUUUAUUAUAUAUAUCUAUUUAAAUAUUCCAUGUUAGGAUCAUUUGCUUAAUGUGGUAGCAUACGGUUAAGAUGUAAAGAAAUGAUUGUGUUGCAUUAUAUCUUAUUGUAUAUAUUAAUUUUAUAUCCAUUUCUAUCUUUUUUUUGUCAGCUCUCACUGUUGGAAUAUUUAUCCAUUAUUGAAACUGAUGUUUUUUUUUUUUUUUUUUUUAAUCCAGACCUGUCUGCUCUUAAUUAUGUUUCAUGAUAAUUCAUCAGGUAAAUACAUGUGGAAUAUGAAAAUAGAUGAGCUUGACAAAACUUUGAGGACUUACUAUUAAAAUUAUAGUGUAGAUGAGCUUUUAAUAAGUUUUGUAUAGAAGUUAUGAACCAGUUGUAAAAUAUCAAUUCUUCUCAGAAGGCAAAUGCUGUGUACAUUAUUUGCCAGUGUUGGGCUACUUUCACACUAGCGUUAAAGUUUUCCGGUAUUGAGUUCUGUCACAGGGGCUCAAUAUCGGAAAAAACGCAUCAGUUUUGUCCUAAUGCAUUCUGAAUGCAAAAGUAAUCCGUUCAGUAUGCUUUAGGUUGUCUUCCGUUCCAUCCCUUUUACUGUAUUUGGCUGGAGAAAAUACCGCAGCAUGCCAAAAUUUCGGAACACUUGCUGGAUAUGGCAUUAAUUUACAUUGAAAUGUAUUAAUGUCGGAUCCGGUACCAAGUGUUCAGGAAAUUUCUGCAU
Bufo gargarizans (Asiatic toad) is the source of this 2937-nucleotide messenger RNA. It is a transcript of the gene PPM1D, whose product is annotated as protein phosphatase, Mg2+/Mn2+ dependent 1D. Gene Ontology annotation, biological process: protein dephosphorylation. Gene Ontology annotation, molecular function: cation binding; mitogen-activated protein kinase binding; protein serine/threonine phosphatase activity. The coding region runs from base 266 to 1960 and encodes 564 amino acids. Gene Ontology annotation, cellular component: nucleus; cytosol. NCBI's taxonomy places the organism in Eukaryota, Metazoa, Chordata, Amphibia, Anura, Bufonidae. The record is from RefSeq and is a predicted model, not a curated record. The transcript is spliced from 6 exons.